This is a messenger RNA of Solanum dulcamara, 2676 nucleotides long. RefSeq lists its product as uncharacterized. The record is from RefSeq and is a predicted model, not a curated record. The transcript has 6 exons. Lineage: Eukaryota; Viridiplantae; Streptophyta; Magnoliopsida; Solanales; Solanaceae. The coding region runs from base 1 to 2676 and encodes 891 amino acids.
AUGGUCAAUGAUGCUUGGUUGGAGGUCAUGCCAGUGAGCACUCUUAAUCACCUGGCCUCUACAGGUUCUGAUCACUGUCCUCUCCUGCUGAAAUGUACUGAAAGACAAAGUCAUGCUAUCAAAUAUUUCAAGUUCUUACACUGUUGGGUUGAUAAUGAAAACUUUCUUGAUACUGUAAGAUCUUGCUGGGAAAGACCUGUGGAUGGAAAUCCAAUGAGGAUCUUCCAUCAAAAACUGAAAAGGGUGUCUAAUACCCUUAGCCACUGGUCUAGAAAUCAAUAUGGAGAUAUAUUUUCUUCAGUCAAACAGUUUGAGGAACAGGUGAUACAAGCUGAAGAGAAUAUCAUCAAUGAUAAUUCUGAGGAUAACAGAGCCAAGCUAAAUCAGAUAAAUGCCCAGUACAUCAGAAGGAGAAGAAGAAGGUUGUUCAUCCAUCAGAUCAGUGAUGAACAAGGAAACUCUAUCCAAGGUGAUGACAAUAUUGCAAGUGCAGCUUGUACACACUUUGAGAAACUCUUUACUGCUGAGGAGAAACAUAUCAAUGAAGAUGUGAUUAAAUGCAUCCUAAAUAUAGUUACUGAUCAGCAGAAUGAAUUACUACAUUCCAUACCUACAAAGGAAGAGUUAAAGGAGGUAGUAUUCUCUAUGAGUCCUACUUCAGCUGCAGGGCCAGAUGGCAUGAGUGGCAAGUUCUUCUGGGAUAUCAUUUGUGAUGAUUUGCUGAAGCUAGUGCAACACUUCUUCAAUGGUCACUGUAUUCCCAGAUACAUAUCACAUGCUUGUUUGGUUCUACUCCCUAAAAUUGAACACCCAAACAAACUGUCAAAGUACAGGCCCAUCUCCCUCAGCAAUUUCACUAGCAAGAUCAUAUCCAAACUACUUUGUCUCAGACUUGCUCCCAUUCUACCUCAGCUCAUUUCAGACAACCAGUCAGGAUUUGUUAAAGGUAGGAGCAUAUCAGAGAAUAUAAUGCUGGCUCAGGAAAUUAUUCACAACAUUAAGAGGCCCAAUAUAGGGGACAAUGUAGUGAUCAAGUUGGAUAUGGCUAAUGCAUAUGACAGGGUCUCUUGGUCCUUCACUUGUAUGGUUAUGAGAAGGAUGGGAUUUGGAGAAAUCUUUAUUGAUAUGGUGUGUUGGGUCAUGUCCAACAAUUGGUACUCAGUCAUCAUCAAUGGGGUAAGGCAUGGCUUUUUUCAUUCCACAAGAGGUCUCAAGCAAGGAGACCCCUUGUCACCUACAUUAUUCAUUAUAGGAGCUGAAGUUUUAUCCAGGAUACUGAAUAAUCUUCACCAACAUUACCUAUAUACUAGAUUCCAUAUGGAAAGAAAAGGCCCCCAAGUGAACCACUUGAGCUUUGCAGAUGAUGUGAUCAUCUUCAUAGCUACCAACAACUUUUCCAUGAAUCUUAAUACCAAGACUUUGAAGGCUUAUGAAACUACUUCAGGACAGCUAAUCAAUAAGGACAAGAGCCAGUUCAUGCUUCCUCUUAAUACCAAUCCAGAUGUUAUUGAAAGGAUAGGUAGUAUCACAGGCUUUAAGUGUACACAUGGUCCCAUUACUUACCUGGGUUGUCCACUCUACAUUGGAAGGCAGAGAAUCAUUUACUAUACAAGUAUGGUGUCCAAAGUUCUAAGCAAAAUCAGAGGAUGGUCUAAAAAGACUUUAUGGGGAGAAUUUCUGAAGGCUAAGUACUGUCAGAGGGCUCAUCCUGUGAUAAAAAAAUGGGACACAGGUCAGUCUAUUAUGUGGAAGCACAUAAUGGCUAAUAAAAUUGAUAUUGAGCCACAUAUACACUGGCAUAUCAACUCAGGUACAAACAGCUUCUGGUGGGAUGAUUGGCUGGGUAGUGGCCCCUUAGCUUAUCAUAACAACCAUCUACCUAGACUCAACAAUACUAGAGUAUCUGAAUAUAUUGAGAAUGGGGAGUGGAAUGUGCAGAAAAUCAGAAAAUAUGCCCCUUCUCAGCUGGUGCAACAGAUACUAGACACUGAGAUAGACUAUCACCCUAACACAGCUGAUCAAGCCUGCUGGAAGUUGACUUCACAUGGCAACUUCACUUCUAAAUCAGCCUGGGAACUAGUUAGGAAGAAAAGAGCCAAGACCCUGACUGAUGGGUGCACUUGGCACACUAACAUUCCCUUCAAACUGAGUUUGGAGUUCCUUCACCAGCAUCUCAACAACAUCACUUGCAUAUACCACAAUACAGCAGCAACAGUGACUGCAACUGAUCAACAGCAGCAGCCAAUCAGCAACAGCAACAGAGACCAGAAGCAACCAGCAACCUUCAACAAAUACACCAUGCUACACCAAAAUGACUCCAAAUUAUACAAGAUUGCAGUGGAUGGAGAUACAUUAAAGCACGUAAAAGUUGGGGACAUAAGUCUUGGAGUUGACAGGAACUCCAUUCAAAGAGGCAUAGCAAUACAACUCUGGAUUCAACAAUGGGCUGCUUGGUUUGUUACCUUGUCAGCAGCAACUAAAAUACAGAGAGGCAACAGGCUGGAUUCACUGCAAGUUACAGCACUAUUGGAGGCCCUUGUUUGUUUAUUUGCUUGUGCAGGUACACUAAGGAGCUGCAACACAAAAGUUGAAGUUACUCUUGGACCUCGUGCACUACAAACACAUAAUCAAGAAACCAACAAGAUAGCUGUGAUGGAUACAGAACCUCAGCAAUAA